This is a messenger RNA of Alexandromys fortis (reed vole), 1017 nucleotides long. RefSeq names its product peroxisomal membrane protein PMP34-like. NCBI's taxonomy places the organism in Eukaryota, Metazoa, Chordata, Mammalia, Rodentia, Cricetidae. Gene Ontology annotation, molecular function: ADP transmembrane transporter activity; FMN transmembrane transporter activity; coenzyme A transmembrane transporter activity. Gene Ontology annotation, biological process: transport. Gene Ontology annotation, cellular component: peroxisomal membrane. The record is from RefSeq and is a predicted model, not a curated record.
UGGGACUUGAGACGCUCCUGAAAGGAGCCCACGUUGCGGCGUCUGAGGGGGAAAGUGUGGCAUUAUGGCUUCUGUGUUGUCCUACGAAAGCCUGGUGCAUGCCGUGGCCAGAGCCGUGGGAAGUGUGACUGCUAUGACAGUGUUCUUUCCCUUGGAUACUGCUAGACUUCGACUUUAGGUUGAUGAGAAAAGAAAGUCAAAAACUAUGCAUGCAGUGCUCCCGGAGAUUAUUAAAGAAGGCCUCCUGGCACCAUACCGAGGGUGGUUUCCAGUUAUCUUCAGUCUCUGCUGCUCCAAUUUUGUCUAUUUCUACACUUUUAAUAGCCUCACAGUAUGGGUCAAAGGUCUACGUUCUUCUACAGGAAAAGAUCUAGUGGUUGGAUUUGUUGCAGGAGUGGUGAAUGUGCUGCUGACAACUCCACUCUGGGUGGUGAACACCAGACUGAAGCUGCAAAAGGCCAAAUUUCAGAAUGAAGACAUUAUACCAACUAACUACAAAGGCAUUAUCGAUGCAUUCCACCAGAUUAUUCGAGAUGAAGGAGUCUUGGCUCUGUGGAAUGGCACCUUUUCCUCCUUGCUGUUGGUCUUCAACCCUGCCAUCCAGUUCAUGUUCUACGAAGGCUUAAAACGGCAGCUUUUAAAGAAGCGGAUGAAGCUCUCCUCUCUGGAUGUGUUCAUCAUUGGGUCAGUAGCCAAAGCGGUGGCCACCACAGUCACCUACCCCAUGCAGACGGUGCAGUCGAUUCUGAGGUUUGGACGUCAUAGACUAACCCCAGAAAACAGAACCCUGGAGAGUCUUCGGAAUGUUCUCUAUCUUCUUCCCCAGCGAGUCAAGCGCUUUGGAAUAAUGGGACUCUACAUAGGCCUUGAAGCCAAGCUGCUCCAGACCGUGCUCACAGCUGCCCUCAUGUUCCUGGUGUAUGAGAAACUGACAGCUGCUACCUUCACUGUAAUGGGCCUGAAGAGCACACACAAGCACUGAGGUCCUCCACGGAGCAGUGUGGAGAUGCACAUGCU